AUGAUUAAUCUUUUUGUUGAUGGGGAUUAUUUUCUUACCGGCAUGGCGCCCACCUCUGAGGAGGCUGUGCGUGGUGGCGUGGACAACAUGCUGAACGCCAUUGAAACUCAACUGUUUGCUUCGACAGGGACAGCGGCGGUGGAGCAACGCAUCGUGUUUUUUUCCUCCUCCGUACUGAAGGCUUUGGAGGAGGAGCAGUCGCAGUGCCAAGUGCUCAUCACCGCACUGCGUCGCCUUCGUUUCCAAACGAUUGUGCUUGACAACAUUCCAAGCCGCGCGGGGUCCCCCGUUGACGCUGCCAUUUGCACCAGAACAAUGUCAAUUCUUGCAAAAACCCACGGAGGCCGCGGCAAUAAUACUAGCGAAGGAGGAGCCAAGGGAGAGAAGUUCUUGACACUUGUAUACUUUGCAGCGAACGCCUACAUAGCUUCCGCGUUGGAGUGGGCGCAUAACGCCGGUUGCGGGGUCUGUUUUGUCGUUUACGAUGGCGACAGUGUGGCGGACGAGCUGAUGGCGUACGUGAGUCCUACGUACGGUAGCGGCGGUGGUAUUGCAACAAUGACAAAAGGCGAAGGAAUCAACUUUAUCCCAAACACGGAGGCUGCAAGUGCCGCAUUGGCGGCUUUGCAGAAUGAAGGAAAAGAACUCCCACUCUCUGUUCUUGUGCAGCUAAAACAACUGCAGCAGCGGCUAACGGGGAUGGAUGUGGUGAUGCCGAGCACCAGGAAUACAAACAUCAAACCUGGGACGCAGUCUUCAACGUUGUCACUGCCCUCUGCGCCAGUGCGUGGGACAUCCGCGUUGCCGUCGGUGGAUGCUUCUUCCUGUCCGCACCCGCCGCCUAUUGAGGGAUCCCCCAACCCUUUUCUUCCAGAUGACAAUACGCUGGAGGAAAAAGGCAGACAUAUGAUCUCCACGAAGGCUAGUGCCCCCGCGCUCAGUAGUGCAGAGGAGCGAGAGUUGGACAGGCUGACGUCUGGCACUAUGAAGACCCCAGUCGAUGGUGCGAAUAAAGCAGCUCCUGUUGUACCGGGGGCUGACCCUGUCUCACAAACAAGUACCGCCACAGCUCUAGCUGUGGAUAAACCAACAGAAACAGCGACACCACCUGUGAGUGUGGCAAUGAACACGGCGCUCUCGUUGCCGCCCACACCUGCUUCGGUGACCGACGUUAAGCAAAACACGGCAACAGGCUGUGAGUUUCUGGAGCCAGACGUGUCGACACGUCUUCCGGCUGGUUGGAGCCUCAUGUACGACCGGCAACGACGUCGUCAUUAUUUUGUUCACGCAGACGCCCGCGGUAUUCUCAAAACCACUUGGAACCAUCCAGGCGGCUUUGAAGAUCAGAUGGACUUGGAUUGCCAGGUGGAGGAGUGGUACCGGAAGCAGCGAGAACAGUGUCAAGUAGGUGGUAUAGGCAAAAAUGUACCGCAUGCGCACGCGGCGUCAGUACCAUCAGCAACAACGGCAGGUGGAGGAGGAGAAGUGGCAUCAGUAGCAACUGAUUGGGACGAGUGUGUCGACCCUGCGAGCGGACGUAAGUAUUAUGUGAACCGACAGACGAAACAAACCUCGUGGACGCUCCCAAAAGCAGUGACAGGUGCCACUAGCAGUAAUACUGCAGGCGCGGCAAGAGAAGCGAGUUCAACGUCGAUGCCCAUAGCACCGGACACAACGCCGUUGCCGCCGUUCUGGGAGGAACGUUUAGAUCCAAAAUCGGGACGCAAGUUUUACGUCAAUCACCAAACACGUGAAACAACCUGGACGCAUCCGUUGCAGGCACAUGCCAUGACACCACAAAGGGCCCAGCAGUCGCAUACAGGGAUACCGGUGCGCACUAUCGACCCCAAUCCCGGCCCUCAUGCACUGCCACCUUUCUGGGAGAAGCGGAUAGACCCAACGACAGGACGACCAUUUUACAUCAAUCACCAAACACGUGAGACAACCUGGACAGCGCCAUAA
Trypanosoma rangeli is the source of this 1962-nucleotide messenger RNA. Its product is annotated as putative NEDD4-like E3 ubiquitin-protein ligase WWP1. The record is from RefSeq and is a predicted model, not a curated record. The transcript has a single exon. Bases 1 to 1962 code for a protein of 653 amino acids. NCBI's taxonomy places the organism in Eukaryota, Euglenozoa, Kinetoplastea, Trypanosomatida, Trypanosomatidae. Gene Ontology annotation, molecular function: protein binding.